Molecule: messenger RNA, 1329 nt
Organism: Parnassius apollo (apollo)
Lineage: Eukaryota; Metazoa; Arthropoda; Insecta; Lepidoptera; Papilionidae
Source: the annotation of a GenBank genome assembly
AUGAGGGAAAUCGUUCAUAUUCAGGCUGGACAAUGCGGCAACCAAAUCGGCGCCAAGUUCUGGGAGGUCAUCUCCGACGAGCACGGCAUCGAUCCAACAGGAGCAUAUCAGGGUGAUUCUGAUCUUCAACUGGAACGCAUCAAUGUGUAUUAUAAUGAGGCGUCAGGAGGCAAGUACGUACCUCGAGCCGUCUUAGUAGACCUAGAGCCUGGUACCAUGGACUCGGUGCGAUCUGGUCCAUUUGGUCAAAUUUUCCGCCCUGACAACUUUGUAUUCGGACAGUCUGGAGCUGGCAAUAACUGGGCUAAAGGCCACUAUACGGAAGGGGCUGAAUUGGUUGACUCUGUUCUAGAUGUUGUGAGGAAAGAAGCGGAAGGAUGCGAUUGUCUUCAAGGUUUCCAGCUAACGCACUCGUUAGGCGGAGGCACGGGGUCGGGAAUGGGGACGUUACUUAUUUCAAAAAUAAGGGAGGAGUAUCCCGACCGUAUUAUGAACACGUUUUCAGUUGUCCCAAGUCCAAAAGUAUCGGAUACAGUUGUUGAACCGUACAAUGCUACAUUAUCGGUUCACCAACUAGUGGAGAAUACGGACGAAACGUUUUGCAUAGACAAUGAGGCGUUGUAUGACAUUUGCUUCCGUACGUUGAAGCUGUCGACGCCGACAUAUGGUGAUUUGAAUCACUUGGUGUCCGCGACCAUGUCAGGCGUGACCACAUGCCUGCGGUUCCCGGGACAGUUGAACGCGGACUUGAGGAAGCUGGCGGUGAACAUGGUGCCGUUCCCGCGUCUGCACUUUUUCAUGCCGGGAUUCGCACCACUGACGUCGCGAGGCAGCCAGCAGUACAGGGCGCUCAGUGUACCCGAACUCACGCAACAAAUGUUUGACUCCAAGAACAUGAUGGCGGCGUGCGACCCGCGUCACGGCCGCUAUCUCACAGUCGCCGCCAUUUUCCGCGGCCGCAUGUCCAUGAAGGAAGUUGACGAACAGAUGUUAAAUAUCCAAAAUAAAAACAGCGUCUACUUUGUCGAAUGGAUACCCAAUAACGUCAAGACUGCCGUUUGCGACAUUCCGCCAAGGGGACUCAAGAUGUCUGCCACAUUUAUAGGAAAUACCACAGCAAUUCAAGAGCUAUUUAAGAGGAUAUCUGAGCAGUUCACCGCCAUGUUUCGUAGGAAGGCUUUCCUUCAUUGGUACACUGGUGAAGGUAUGGACGAAAUGGAGUUCACAGAAGCGGAGAGCAAUAUGAACGACCUGGUGUCGGAGUACCAACAGUACCAAGAUGCAACGGCCGACGACGAGGGCGAGUUCGACGAGGAAGUUGAAGAAUAA